AUGGCUUCGCUAAGAACCUCGACGCUGCUCCCGCAGUGUACGUCGUGUAUACGGAGGGUGACGCGGCAAAAUUUGGGGGGUUCGGCGUCGCAGCAGACCCGCAACAUCUCAAAGAAGGCGAAAGAGGCAGAGCGCAACAUUGUCGUGAAGCUACUAAAGGAUGUGCCAAGAUUUGGUCGCGCAGGCUCAUAUGUCCCGCUCAACCCUUCUCUCAUGCGUAACCGAUGGUUCCCCGCACGCGUCGCCGACUAUGUUCCCGCUACCCAGAUGAAGCAGCUCAAGGCGCAGGAUGUGGACAUGGGCCGCGAUUUCUCAUAUGGCGUACGACUGAACCUGGAGGAGGCGGAGGAAGAGGAGGUCGAUUUCAUGAAGCAGCCGAAGCACUAUGUACGGCCGAUUGAAAUCGAUGUGCUCAGCCCUGAGCGAUCCAUGGAGCUCCUCGAUGCAUUUGUACCACCCACGAUCGACUUUUACCGCCAGCGAAUCGAGCAAGACAGCCCAUCGAGCGGGCGCAUGGGUGCGUCUGGUGCAGCAGACAUUUUGACUGCAGCGGCGAUGAGCAAGAAGGCGUCUGCAGAUGCUAUCUACGGCUCUGUCUCAAGCACCGAUCUUGUGGCCACUAUAAAGGGAGCGCUGGCGCACAACGACGAGGCGGCCCGCGUGAUACUGAAUGAGGCAGACGUCAAGUUCCUCUCAGGGCACGAGGAGGGCGACACAUCGCGUGUCAAGCAGCUGGGCAUAUUCAAGGCCGAGAUACGGUUAUCCGGCGUAGAGGAACCUAUUGUGAGGAAUAUCCGGAUCAGAGCGAAGGGAUCGGAAUCAUGA
Messenger RNA from Alternaria burnsii, 825 nucleotides. RefSeq lists its product as uncharacterized. Gene Ontology annotation, molecular function: structural constituent of ribosome. Gene Ontology annotation, biological process: translation. The coding region runs from base 1 to 825 and encodes 274 amino acids. The record is from RefSeq and is a predicted model, not a curated record. Lineage: Eukaryota; Fungi; Ascomycota; Dothideomycetes; Pleosporales; Pleosporaceae. The transcript is spliced from 3 exons. Gene Ontology annotation, cellular component: mitochondrion; ribosome.